Molecule: messenger RNA, 3336 nt
Organism: Austrofundulus limnaeus
Lineage: Eukaryota; Metazoa; Chordata; Actinopteri; Cyprinodontiformes; Rivulidae
Product: GREB1-like protein
Biological process (GO): multicellular organism development; kidney development
Source: RefSeq, a predicted model, not a curated record
AUGUGAAGCCCAARCCUGAGGCGGCGCUUCAAAGCGGAGAGCAUCCGGGACAAGAGCACAUAAAUGGAAACUCUGCUAAUGAUAUGGAAGAGCUGGAGGASGAUGAUGACUCCGACAGCAGCAGUCCCCCACUUCCCUACCUGCAAGCUCCGGCACCAGAUGGCUGCUGCACGCUUGAUGGGUUCUGUCAGGCCGGAAAGGACCUCCGUCUGGUCACCAUUGCAGCAGAGUCCAUUGAAGUCCCAGCAGGCUUCGAGCUAGUCGGCGCYAAGUCCCCCAGCAUCCCCGAGCACAUCCUGGUGUGUGCUGUGGACCGCCGCUUUUUGCCCGACGAGAAUGGGAAAAAUGCACUUUUAGGCUUUUCCGGAAACUGCGUGGGCUGUGGGGAGAAGGGCUUCAGAUACUUCACGGAGUUUUCCAAUCACAUCAACUUGAAGCUGUCCACGCAGCCCAAGAAGCAGAAGCACUUAAAAUACUACCUGGUGAAGAACUCUCAGGGUGCUCUGUGCAAAGGACCCCUCAUCUGCUGGAAAGACAGUAAAACCCGUCAGUUUUCCAGCGGCGCGUCGGCCCCCAAACCAAACUUGUCUUUGUCUCUGAGCUGCAAAGAAAACAGUGGAGCCAGUGGCCACAGCUCGUCUCCCUUCUCCCUCUCAGAUUCCCCACCCACCAGGAUGGCACAAGCGUCCUCUGUCUUCUUUGGCAGUCAGGAUGUGGGAAGAGACUGCAGUUUCCUCAAACCUCUCGCCUCCACUCCUGGAAACAAGACCCUGCCAAUAGUCCCCACGGCUCUCCGGGUGAGUGGGCCAACUAAUAGCCUGGGUGUUGAUGUUCAUCCUUCCUUACUGAGCCCCUCCCACGUCUCCAUUGGGCCUCAGGGUCAGGGGUAUCGCACUGCUGAUUUAGGAGACAGCCCCGUAUYGUCUGCUAUGAACUCCGGCCCUCCAAAGAAGCGUCAUCGCAGCUGGCAUCCCAGCUCACUGGUCCCCGUCCCACCAACAGCUGUCCCCGUGCCCGCCAUUCGACCAAUCCCUUGCUCUCCAGGUCCGGUUUUAGCAGUUUCCUCUCCUCAGCCGCCGGUGACGGGCGUCAUUCAGCCUCAGCCCGUCUCCGCCGGAGACACUGUCAUCAUCCCCGAGAACCUGCUCAACACUUCAGGAGUUCGCCCUGUCAUCCUGAUCGGUCAUGGCACUUUACCUUAUUUCUAUGGGAAUGUCGGCAACAUAGUAGUGAGCCCCCUGCUGGUCAGUUGCUAUAAGAGCAGCCAGCUGACAGACAAAACCCUGGAGACACUGGGCCUCCACAGCAGUCAGCUACCCAGCGUGGAGACAAUGAUMCUGCUUACUUUACAGUACCUUGCACGUUUAGGUUCCGAUCAGAUUCCUCUGAGGGAGGAGCUGGAGCAGAUCCUCCUGAAGGCCAUGUUGUGCUGUCCCGGCGGUCCCGCCAUCGCCCCCUCCCAGCUCCCGUGGCUGGCCCGGCUGGAGGCGAGCGUCUCCGGGGGCAGCGUCCGAGUGGUCGUCGCCCACAACUCCUUGGGGGAAGGCAUUUCGGAGUCCCUGCGGUUCCUCAGCGAGCGCCCCCACCCGCAGAAGUGCCUGCCGACCUACGUGGUCAUUAUUUGUGCCUCGAAGAUAAACGGCAACGAGUUCUGCGUGCUCGUUUUGGGAAAGUACCAAGCACGUGCUUUAGCUGAAGGCAUGCUGACAACCAACGAGUUUCUGAAGGAAAUAAGCUAUGAGCUCAUCACAGGAAAAGUCAGCAUCUUAGCCUCUCACUUCAAAUCCACUUCUCUUGGGGACAAUCUUGACAAGCAGCUUGUACGAUACCAGCGCAGACGGAAAGGACAGGUCGUCCAGCCCUUUCAGGGCGACAUCACUGAUCACAUUCACUCCCAGGAGGCCGCCAGCAUGUCGCCACCGGCAGACACAGCAGCAGAGCUUCUAAAUAAGGUCUUUCAGAUCUAUCCGUCCCAGCUGACUGUGGCUCGCAGCCUCCUCUCUCAGGUCUGCUCCAUCGCAGAUUCGGGGACCCAGAACCUCGACCUGGGCCGCUUUUGUAAAGUGGACUUCCUGGUUCUGGUCCCCCCCUCUCACGUUCUGGUGCACCAGACGGCACAGCGCAUCCGACAAUCAGGAGUGCUUGUCGACCUGGGUAACGAAGAUGCCUUCACAGCUCACCAAAGAGCAGAGAAGUACGUGGUGCGACUGGAUGCCGACGUUCACGCCAAGGUGGAGGCUUUCAUGAAGAAAGUCAAGCAGAACCCCUACACCCUGUUUGUCCUCAUUCACGACAACUCGCACGUCGACCUCACAAGCGCUUUGUCUGGCUCUGUGUGUCACGGGGAGCUGCAGGGUCUAGCUGACCGGGUGGUGAACUGCCAGGAAGUCCUGGACGCCAUCAACCUUUUGGUCCUGCAGGUCAGCUGCUUCCCUUACACCCUGCAGACUCGCCAGUCCCGCAUCAGCAUCCACAAUGAAAUUCACUGGCCGUCCGGCGAGAGCCUGCAGAGGGAGCAGUCCCCCGACGACUUGGUCUACUUUGGUCUGAGGGACUACAGCAGCUCCCUGCAGUGGGGCGUGGCCAGCCCCAUCCUGCGCUGCGACGACGCCUUUGAGAAGAUGGUCCAGACUCUGCUGAAGAGACACCCGCACCUACACAGCACGGUGAUCCGCAGCUACCUGCUGAUUCAGCAGUACACCGAGGCCAUGAUGGCUCUGACCUCGUCCCCGUCCCUGAGGGACCACAUAACCCCCGAGACCCUGGCCAUGGUGGAGGACCUGAUCAGCGCGCCGAGCCGCGAGGGCUCGCACGGCCGCGGCCACAUGCUGCUGGUCCGGGUGCCCUCGCUCCAGCUGGCCAUGUUGGCGCGCGAGAGGUUAGAGGACGUCAGGGACAAGCUGGGCCUCCAGCUGUGCUUCGCCGUGCUGCUGGGAAGUCCGGCCUCUGAACUCAGCCUGUCCAAAAACUUCAUCGGCCUCCUCAAGACAUGGCGUGGCUGUGAGAACGAAGAGUGGGUGCCACACACAUAUGAAGAUCUGGAAGGGUUACCCUGCAUCGUUAUUCUCACAGGGAAAGACCCUUUAGGAGAAACUUUCCCCAGGUCUUUGAAAUACACCGACCUGCGUCUGAUAGACUCCAGCUACCUGACUCGGACAGCCCUGGAGCAGGAGGUGGGYCUGGCCUGCACCUAUGUGUCCAUGGGCGUGGUCCAAGAGUCCAGGACGGCCAUGGCUCCUCGGGAGUCAGACGGCGAGAAGAGCACCAUCAGCCUGAACGACGGAGACGAGCUGGAGAGGCCUCAGAGCAAUGGCAGCGCUGCGACCAGAGCGUCCG